AAUUCAUAUUCGUCAAAUUUUGGCAUGGUUGAUUUUUACUUGAAAAGAAUAAAAUAAUACAAUUUCGUUGGAAAUAAUAUGAAAAUGGAGUGGGAACCAGAACAAGAAGGAUUACGACAAAUACUUACUCUUCUCAAGGAGUCUCAAUCACCGGACACUGCAACUCAAAGAGCUGUUCAACAAAAAUUGGAAGAAUUGAAUAAAUAUCCGGAUUUUAACAAUUACUUAAUUUUUGUAUUAACCAAACUGGUCACUGAAGAAGAGCCUACAAGGUCUCUGAGUGGUUUAAUUUUGAAAAACAAUGUAAAAGCACACUACAAUAGCUUUUUACCUGAGGUUGCAGAAUUUAUUAAACGUGAAUGUCUUUCGGCCGUUGGAGACCCUUCUCCUCUAAUAAGAGCCACUGUGGGUAUUAUAAUUACCACUAUAGCAAGCAAAGGUGAAUUAACUUCUUGGCCCGAGCUCUUACCAGCAUUAUGUCAGAUGCUUGACUCUCAAGAUUACAAUGUUUGUGAGGGAGCAUUUGGAGCAUUACAAAAGAUUUGUGAAGAUACCGCAGAACUACUUGAUAGUGAUGCACUCAAUAGACCAUUAAAUGUCUUAAUACCGAAAUUCCUGCAGUUUUUUAGACAUUCCUCACCCAAAAUUAGAUGCCAUGCUAUUGCUUGUGUAAAUUACUUCAUAAUGGGAAGAACACAAGCUCUUAUGUUGCACAUUGAUUCAUUUAUAGAGAACCUUUUCCAUUUAGCUGCAGAUGAAGAUCCCGAUGUCAGGAAAAAUGUCUGCCAUGCCUUGGUUUUACUUCUAGAAGUCAGAUUAGACAGGCUCAUACCACACUUACCAAAUAUAAUUGAGUACAUGUUAAUUCGCACACAAGAUCCUGAGGAAGGAGUGGCUCUAGAGGCUUGCGAAUUUUGGCUAUCUCUAGCAGAACAAAAUGUUUGUCGUGAGGUAUUAGGGCCACGUUUACCAGCUCUCCUACCAGUUUUGGUUCGCGGUAUGCGAUAUUCUGAAAUGGAUAUAAUUCUCCUGCGAGGUGAUCGCGAUGACGAUGCUGAUGAUGCCGAACCAGAUCGAGAGUCCGACAUUCGCCCACGCUUCCAUAAACCGCGCUCGCACACCGUCAAACACAAUGCCGGCGCGGGCGACAGCAACAUGUCGGGCGGCGGCGAGUCGGACGACGAGGACGAGGGCGGCGCGGACGCGGACGACGGCUCGCUGUCCGACUGGAACCUGCGCAAGUGCAGCGCGGCCGCGCUCGACGUGCUCGCCAACGUGUUCGGAGCGGACUUGUUGCCUGUCCUCUUUCCUAUCCUCAAGGAGACACUGUUCCACGAGGAUUGGGUUAUAAAGGAGAGCGGCAUCCUGGCGCUGGGCGCGGUGGCGGACGGGUGCAUGGGCGGCAUGGUGCCGCACCUGCCCGACCUGGUGCCGUACCUGGUGUGCUGCCUGGCCGAGCGCAAGGCGCUGGUGCGCGCCAUCACGUGCUGGACGCUGUCGCGCUACUCGCACUGGAUCGUGUCGCAGUCGCACGACCUCUACCUGCGCCCCGUCAUGACGGAGCUCCUGAAACGUGUUCUCGACAACAACAAACGGGUGCAAGAAGCGGCGUGCUCGGCGUUCGCAACUCUCGAAGAAGAAGCAUGUACAGAACUUGUUCCAUACCUCGGCCACAUUCUACAGACUCUUGUCUAUGCCUUCAGUAAAUAUCAGCAUAAAAACUUACUAAUACUCUAUGACGCAAUUGGGACAUUGGCAGAUUCUGUUGGCCAUCAUUUGAACAAACCAGAGUACAUAAAUUUAUUAAUGCCUCCUCUUAUCACAAAAUGGAAUGUGUUAAAGGACGAAGACAAAGACUUGUUCCCUCUCCUAGAGUGUCUAUCAUCAGUAGCUACUGCAUUACAGUCUGGAUUUCUACCAUAUUGCGAACCAGUCUUUAGGAGAUGUGUUUCGUUAAUAGAACAAACACUAAAUCAAAAUAUUGCAAACAGUCAAAGCCCAGAACAGUUUGAAGCACCAGACAAGGACUUUAUGAUUGUGGCGUUGGAUCUAUUAAGUGGAUUAGCUGAAGGCCUAGACGGACACAUUGAUCAUCUUGUACAUAAUUCUAACCUUAUGCAGCUACUCUACCAGUGUAUGCGAGAUCCAAUGCCAGAGGUACGUCAGUCAUCGUUUGCGCUGCUUGGGGACUUAACAAAAGCUUGUUUCCAACAUGUUCAUAUGUACAUACCAGACUUUCUACCGAUACUUGGGAUGAAUCUCAAUCCGGAGCUCAUCUCUGUAUGCAAUAAUGCCACAUGGGCCAUUGGCGAGAUCAGCAUAAAAUUAGGACCAGAGACAUCAAAAUACAUACCACUUGUACUUAGUCAUCUAGUUGACAUCAUCAAUAGGCCAAACACGCCUAAAACAUUACUCGAAAACACAGCGAUUACUAUCGGUCGGCUAGGUUAUGUGUGCCCCCACGACGUCGCACCCGUAUUACAUCAAUUUGUACGCCAGUGGUGCACGUCACUACGUAACAUUCGGGACAACGACGAGAAAGACUCCGCUUUUCGUGGCAUCUGUCAAAUGAUUCAAGUGAAUCCCGGGGGCGUAGUCCCCGACUUCAUGUUCUUUUGCGACGCGGUCGCCUCCUGGUCGCAUCCUAAAGACGACCUUAAGGAUAUGUUCACGAAGAUCCUACACGGCUUCAAGAACCAAGUGGGCGAGGAGAACUGGCGUCGGUUUACCGAUCAGUUCCCAGUUCAACUCAGCGCUCGACUCUCAGCCAUGUGUGGUAUAUAAACAGCAUUAAUUUUUAAAUUAUGGGGAACCAAUAUGAUCUCGGGUCGGGAAGACAUCAUGGCGUCGCUGCCGCAACCCUCGCGUACUGUGCCAACAAACCACCGGGCCACAAACGCCCGCUCCAGACGUCAACACACCGUUUGGAUGCCCUCUUCAUCUACAUAUUUCUAUUAGUAUUUGUACCUGAAAAAUAUCUAACGACGCGGCGACUCCGCUUAAAUAUUAUCGUCAAAUUUAAAGUGACGUGUCAUAUACGUUCGGCUUAGGAUAUAACACGCACAGGAUUAGGUGGGCUAAGACCUAAAAUUAGGUGUAUCAUGGGGUGCUAAGCUUACUGUACUCGUGACUUAAUAUCGCACGUUGCAUGCUUACGUGCAGUUUAAUCGUUGUUAUCAAAACAAAUUGUGCAGUUAUCGGAUUGUAGUUGUAGUGUUUAACCUCACCAUAUUGAAUACUGGUGAUUUCUAUGCUAGGAGUGAUCGAAUUGUCUACUGUAUUGCAUGAUUAGUGAUAAUAAGUAGUAUGUAACUAUAAUAUGAGACCGUUUUCUUAUUUUUUGAAUAAAUUUUGAAACACUUAGUUUCUUUUACCGAUUUUCAUAGGCUCCAAAUUCAUUUGGUCGUCAUUUUUAAGGUUGUAAUGAAAAAAAUUAAAGUUACAUGUAAAUUUUUGAUAGAUUUAUAGACUCUUUUUGAUUUAGGGAAGUGCAAAAUCGUUUCGUUUCGGUUCACACAUUUUAUGUUUGUGCGCUAAUUGCAACAUGACGUAAGCAAGGCGUAAUAUUAUUUAGUGUGGACAGUCGUGAUGAGCGCAAGCUAGGUUGGACUGUCGAUAGCUUGUAGAAGUUUGUUUUUUGUUCGAUUGACGACUCACUGCUCAACAAAAUCACUCAUGCGCUUGUUUGUUUGAAAAUUAUCAUUAACGCUAAUCUAAAUGUACCCUGCUCCGUUUUACCGUAACUUUGCUAUCAUGUCUUGUCUGAAAUAUAUUGUGUGUACACAGAAAGGAAUAUAUAAAAUUAUAAGAAUUUAUGUAAAAGCAUUUAUUUUAUGUGUCUCCACUAGAUUUUCAAAUAUUAUAUUUUAGUAUUGCAAAUUGAUGUCUUAACUCUUAACUACCACUAUUUUUAAUAUAAAUUACAAGACUUAGUGAAAUCGAGAAUUUAUGUCAUCUGUGAUUUGUGACUGGUUUAUUUUGAUUAAUAUAUGUGUAUGAUUAUAUAUUAUGCCUGUGUCGGUGUAGAUAUGUUGCUUUGAUAGAUUUUAUGUGAGCUAGAUUUCUGCUAUAUAAUAUACCAAAUAGUAUUUUUACGUUCUAUUUUGUUUUAAUGGAUUUAUAUGGUUGUGUUGCACGCGACGAAAAAUAUUUGUCAUAUUGACUUUUCGAAUGUGUCGAUUUAUUUAAAAUAACUUUUUUAUAAAAAUAUACAAAAAACAUACUAACCACAACUGUUUGUAAUAGUUGCAGUGUAUAUAAACUAUACUCCGUUGACAAAAUACUGUUAGUAAAUUAAUCAUAGCUCAUUAGUCGGUAUUUCGAUUAUUUUUUCAUUGCGUGCAACAUAUGAUUAAUAUAAAGAUAUUUACGUGUAUAUUAAAAUAAUAUUAUGUAUAUGUAAAUACAUAUUGUGUUGUAUUAUUAUUAUUAUUAUAUGCAAGUAAAAUUGUUACUUUUUGUUUUAUAAUAGCUAAAAAGUCUGACUUUAACCACUUGUUGUCAUUUCAGUUUUCAGAUACAGCUCAGCUCAGUUCCUAUCCUUAAGGUCUAUUAUUUUUUAUAAUGUUUAUUAUACUGCCGUGUUGUAUUUAGCAUGCUUGUUUUUUUUUUUAACUUUAAAGAUUUCGAACAUUGAAAAGUAAAUUGUUGGAACUUUAUGCCGUUACGUAUUUUUAUAUACUUAGUAUAAUAAUCUAGCCUAUAAGGCAAACUUGUUUGAAAAUUGUACUUAAAUUAUGUUAUAGUCAAAUUCAAAGAGAAAUAUAAAAAAAUCAUUUCUUUAAUAAAGUAUUUUUGUUUAUGUUAGUAUCAUACAAGUUUUUUUUUCACAGUGGCGGACUAAAUCUAAUGAGUUGAGGUGCCCUUGACAGUAAGUAAUUUUAUUAUACACUUAUGAUUCCUACUGACCUUAAGGACAGGAUCUUUAAAAUGCAAGAAUCUGAAAAAUUUGUAGUUCAAAUGAACAUUAGUCUAUUUUGCAAAUGCAAUUUUAGCGUUAGGUGUGCAGUGGAAUAUUUACGGUUUAUCGGGAUACUGUAAAUUUCAACAUUCCUUGGGAUCAAAAUUUUAUUUUUGGCUCUGUCCCGUUUAUUUUUAUGGGAGUUAUGUAUUCUGUAUUUUGAUGUCUUUAUGUAAUAUAUGUAUGUAUAUUACUAAGUGUCCCUUCGGUCCUUUAAAUCCCAAAAGGUUCCUAUCCCGAGUCCUUUCUAGUCCCAUUCCUUGUGAUGUGCCAACGAAGCCCAAUGAGUGUGCGAAUGACUGUCCACCCUUAUUGUAAAUCGUAUCGAUGGUUGAAAGUAUUAGGAUCCGAGGAUGACGUAAGUACGAAGAUAGACGCGCGAUGAAAUUGUUAGUAUAUCUAUCGCAGAGCUUAGUUUAAAAUAGACGUUACCCUGCCUCGGAUACAUUCGCUAACUUUUAUUUUUAAGUAAAAUACACAAAUGUACGGGUGUCGUAAUUUAUUUUUAAGAUUAGUUGAUUUUUUCGUCACCUUUUAAUGUAGUAUUUUAUUUUUUGUUUUCCUAAAAAACCGUGAUAAUAGCUCAUUAAGUGAUUAAAUGAUUGUAUGAAUGUGCGAGGUGGCAUUCGUAAGGCACCGAUUCCUUUCCUCAAGGCAUUGUUAUAUAAAAAUAAUAUUAUCGCAAGCGGAAAUUUGCGAAUAAUUGUCGACAUGUAACGACUUAUUUUAAUGAUCAUAAUAUUCUUGUUUCGCGCGUUGUGUACAUUAAUGUAUUUCUUAUAUGUAUUUACAUAUUAAAUCCCAUUAAUUUAAGAAAUCUAUUCAUGAAAUUUAUUUACUUUUCAUAAUCUUUGUAAUAAUAUAUUGCUAUUAUUGCACUUUAUUAUUGGAAAUUCAACAAUACAGUUCGGAUAUAUCAUUUGUAGCUCACAUUUUAUUUUAAAGCAAAAUAUUGGUUUUAUAUGUUUCACAAAAUUAUGAAAGUUACUACUAAUUUAUAACAACUAAGUACUAUUUGUAUAAAUACUCAUAAAGAAAUAUAUUUUUAAAUUUUCUAGCUAUAUUUUAUAUUUCCUUCAAUUCAGUUUUGUAUGUCUUCUAUAUGUCUAUUAUUUGUAUUUAUUGUAUAUUGUAUUUGUGACAUGUUUUAGUGUUUCAAAGUAAUUACCGUUUGUCUUACUUGCUCUAUUUUAGUUGCAGCAUUAAAAUGUGAAAUGUAAUAAAAACCUGAAAUAUUUCAGUCAUGUAAGUUUUAAGGCUAAGUCUCAUUUUAAUGAUUUUCAAGUGAGUACAUGAUAUCAUUCUCUUAUUUAGAAACUAAAAGGCAUUAUCUCUUAGAGCCUAAAACUAGGCAAAUAUAUAUUCCACAGAUAAAAAAUAUUUUAUACAUGAAUUGAAUUCUUUAAAAAAUAUACAGGUACUUACUGUUAUCUAAAAUGUACAUAAACUAUGUCACUGUUGCAGUAUACAUUAUUGUAUUAUUUUGUUUUAUAAUUACCUAAAUUUUGGUUGUAAUACAAUAACCUCACCAGACAUUCUUUUACCAUACAUUUCGUUAAUAAAGCACUCAUUGUUCAAUACUGUUGUUUAUUUCUUAUCAUUAUUUUAAAAUAAAACUUCGAUAUUC
Molecule: messenger RNA, 6587 nt
Organism: Parnassius mnemosyne (clouded apollo)
Lineage: Eukaryota; Metazoa; Arthropoda; Insecta; Lepidoptera; Papilionidae
Source: the annotation of a GenBank genome assembly